This is a messenger RNA of Megalobrama amblycephala (Wuchang bream), 6511 nucleotides long. It is a transcript of the gene syngap1a, whose product is annotated as synaptic Ras GTPase activating protein 1a. Gene Ontology annotation, biological process: regulation of GTPase activity. The record is from RefSeq and is a predicted model, not a curated record. The coding region runs from base 780 to 4481 and encodes 1233 amino acids. Lineage: Eukaryota; Metazoa; Chordata; Actinopteri; Cypriniformes; Xenocyprididae. The transcript has 19 exons.
ACACGCGCUGUAGGGCUGCAUGAUUUCUUCUGCCAGUGUGAGAUGAAGAUGAAGAUGAGGAGGAUGAUGCGCGCGCGGUCCGCCCACGCAGGAUCAUUCCUGACUCGCGCGCUCCGCGUCUAACCGUCGCGCUGAAUACAUCACAUUUAUUUUCGAUGAAGAAGACGAUGCUGCGGGAGUAACGGGAUGAAGAUCGCGAGUGAUCGCGCGCACAUUAACACCAUCGGCGACAUGACGAACCCGCCGCGCGCGCUUCUGUCGCAUUCGCCGCGGAGCGAACGAUGAGCGCCGGCGGGAUUCUGCGCGUUACCCUGGAAACGGCGGAGACUCGAGCGAGCGCAGGCCGAGCAGAGUGCAGCGACAGCCGGACUGAAGACAGAGGAACAGCCGCUGCAGGACGCGGAGCUCCACUGGAGUCUGGAGCGGGUGGUCUAAUCGCGCGCAGGUUAUGCAUGAAAUAUUGAUGAACGAAUUCAAUAAGCCAAUGAUGAAGAUGAUGAAGAGCACUGCACAUGUCCACAGAAGCUGCAAACUUCACUGCAUCACUGAGGACCCUUCAUGUGUGACAGAAUUGGACAGUGAUUGUCCAGAACUGAUCUGAGGACAGUGAGAAUGACAGAUGACGGAGGGACAGUCUGACUGAACAUAUUCAAUGCAAGUUACUGGACUGGACAGACAGACAGAGAGACAGACGCGCUGAGGCCUGACGCCUCCUGUCUCUCUUCUUCGAGCACGCUCGUGCUCGCAGGAAGAGCUUUGCCACGUCGCGGCAGAGAAGCAUGGAAACUCCGCCCACUGCCCCUACACAGCCAUUCCGACAGCCUAGUUUUCUAAGUCGCCGCCUGAAAGGAUCAAUUAAACGAGCAAAGAGUCAACCCAAACUCGACCGCACAGGAAGCUUCCGCCACAUGAUCCUCCCACGAUUCCGCAGUGCUGACCAGGAGAGGACGCGCCUCAUGCAGAGUUUCAAGGAGUCUCACUCGCACGAGUCCCUGCUGUCUCCGAGCAGCGCGGCCGAGGCCCUGGACCUCACGCUGGACGAGGACGCCAUCAUCAAACCCGUCCACUCCAGCAUCCUCGGGCAGGAGUACUGCUUCGAGGUGACGACGGCGUCCGGCACCAAGUGUUUCGCGUGCCGCUCCGCCGCCGAGAGGGACAAAUGGAUCGAGAAUCUGCAGCGAGCCAUCAAACCCAACAAGGAUAACAGCCGUCGUGUUGAUAAUGUGCUCAAGCUGUGGAUCAUCGAGGCCCGCGACCUCCCGGCGAAGAAGCGCUACUACUGCGAGCUGUGUCUGGACGACAUGCUGUACGCGCGAACCACCAGCAAACCGCGGACGGACACGGUGUUCUGGGGCGAACACUUCGAGUUCAACAACCUCCCGGCCAUCCGCAGCCUGAGACUGCACCUGUACAAGGAGACGGACAAGAAGAGACGGAAGGUCUGUGCUGUGCUGCUACACAAGCUCGCUCACUACAGGAGAGAGAGGGAGAAGAGCACGUAUCUGGGUCUGGUCAGCAUCCCUAUCCCCAGCAUCACGGGCCGUCAGUUUGUGGAGCAGUGGUAUCCCGUCAUCCAGCCCAGCGUUCUGGCCAAAGGUGGCGGCGGCAGCAGCGGGAAGAUCAUCAACGCCUCGCUGCGCCUCAAGUCUCGCUACCAGACCAUGAACAUCCUGCCCAUGGAGCUGUACAAGGAGUUCGCCGAGUACGUGACCAACAACUACAGGACGCUGUGUGGAGUCCUGGAGCCGCUGCUGAGCGCCAAGAGCAAAGAGGAGGUGGCGUGUGCGCUGGUGCACAUCCUGCAGAGCACCGGCAAGGCCAAGGACUUCCUGUCUGACAUGGCCAUGUGUGAGGUGGACCGCUUCAUCGACCGCGAGCACCUGAUCUUCAGAGAAAACACACUGGCCACCAAAGCCAUCGAGGAGUUCCUGAAGCUCAUCGCGCAUCGCUAUCUGAAGGACACCAUCGGAGAGUUCAUCCGUGCGCUGUACGAGUCGGAGGAGAACUGUGAGGUGGAUCCGAUGCGAACGCCUCCGUCUGUGCUGUCCGACCAUCAGGCCAACCUGCGCAUGUGCUGCGAGCUGGCGCUCUGCAAGAUCAUCAACUCCCAUUGCGUGUUUCCUCGAGAGCUGAAGGAGGUGUUCGCGUCGUGGCGGGUGCGCUGCGCCGAACGCGGUCGAGAGGACAUCGCCGACCGCCUCAUCAGCUCCUCUCUCUUCCUGCGCUUCCUGUGUCCGGCGAUCAUGUCCCCGUCCCUGUUCAAUCUGACGCAGGAGUAUCCGUCCGAACGCACCUCUCGAACCCUCACGCUCAUCGCCAAGGUGGUGCAGAGCCUGGCCAGCUUUUCAAAGUUCAGUGGGAAGGAGGACUAUCUGGGCUUCAUGAACGAGUUCCUGGAGAUGGAGUGGGGCUCCAUGCAGCAGUUCCUGUACGAGAUCUCCAAUCUGGAGUGUGUGAGUAACGCCGGAGCGUUCGAGGGCUAUAUCGACCUGGGCCGAGAGCUGUCCAUCCUGCACAGUCUGCUGUGGGAGGUCAUGGCGCAGCUGAGUAAGGACGCCAUAUUGAAGCUGGGCCCGUUGCCGCGGUUACUGAAUGACAUCAGCGUGGCGCUUCGGAACCCACAGCUGCACCGUCAGGCGAGUCACCAGCCGCCCGAGCGACACCUGUCACGACCCGCCUUCAGCCGCCUCGCCACCAACGACUUCCAGAGCCUCAUGAUGAGAGACCUCAACAGCUCUAUAGACGUCUCUCGUCUGCCGUCUCCUACGGCCGGUCUCUCCGGCAGUGGCGUUCUCUCUCAUCCUGGAAUGGCUGCUUUCUCCGAGCGGGAUCUUCGCGGCAACAAAGACGUGUUCUACGUGACCCGCCCUCCUCUCGCACGCUCAAGCCCCGCCUACUGCACUAGCAGCUCUGACAUCACUGAACCAGACCCCAAGGUUCUCAGUGUGAAUAAGAGUGUUUCUAUGAUGGACCUGCAGGAUUCACGCAUCAACAGCGUGUCGAACCUGCACUCCGUCAACGACCUGCUGAACUCCUCUCAGGGCUCUCUGGCCGGGCUGGCCGGGUUCGGUCCGAUGGGCGGCGCCCCCCUCAGGGCCGGAGGCCGCGUGUCGGCAGGGUCGGGCGGCUCGAGCAUGUCGGGCGGUUUGCGUCUGAGUCACUCGGGCGGCCUGACGACGGACUCGCUGUCCCAGCAGCAGCAGCAGCAGGCGGCCGCCAUGCACGUGCCUCUGUCCUUCCAGAACCCUCUGUUCCACCUGGCCUCGGACGGGCCGCAGUACCACACGCCUCCGCACGCCCCCGCCGCCCCGCCGCCGCUCCUGCUGCCGCCCGAGCCGGAGAACGGGCACGUGGGAUUCGGCGUGCCGACGUUCGGACACAGCGGCUUCUCUCGCAGCGAGGACCUUUCGGCCCUGCGGACGCAGAACAGCCUGGUGCAGCCCAACAUCGUCCACUCGCACAGCUACAGCGACGACUUCACGCGCCACAACCAGGCCGACUACGCCCGCAGACAGCUCUCGCUGCAGGUGCAGGAGAAUCUUCAGCAGCAGGUUCUGAUGGGCAUUGCCCCGCAGACGUCGACGGGCACCGGCACGCCCGCCUCUCUGGCCACUCCCCCUACCACCAUUCAUCCUGUCCGUCAGGCCUCCAUGGCCCCGCCUCCCCCUCAGCGCAUGAAGCCUCAGCCCUCCCACCAGCUGUCCGUCAGCUCGGCCGCCAACUCCACGCCCCCCAAGACCCGCCCACAGAGCGGGAACCUCCUCCAGUCGCCCGAGUCGAGUUUCGGAGGGAGGCAGAUGCCGAGGCAGCAGCUGUCAGUCAAGGACAGCCCCGCCCCCGGUCUGCCGCAUCAGUCCAGCACAGCCUCUGAGAAUCCCGCCCCUCAGGGCGGAGCUAACGAGAGCACAGAAAACACACCGAGCAACCAACCAGCAAAAUCCACACAGCAAACCAACCAACAGCAUCUGCUCAAACCAACCGGGAACAAACAGGGCUCAAAGUCUCCGUCCACUCUCAAUCCUCCCACAGCCGCGUCCGAGCGUACGGUGGCCUGGGUGUCCAACAUGCCGCACCUGUCUGCGGACAUCGAGAGUCUGCGCGUGGACCGCGAGGACUUCAAGCUGAAGGAACACUCCAAGAGCAUGGACGAGUCCCGUCUGGACCGGGUGCGCGAGUACGAGGAGGAGAUCCACUCCCUGAAGGAGCGUCUGAUGAUGUCGCACCGGAAGCUGGAGGAGUACGAGCGGCGGCUGCAGUCGCAGGAGCAGCAGACCAGCAAGAUCCUGCUGCAGUACCAGAGCCGGCUGGACGACAGCGAGAGACGCCUGCGGCAGCAGCAGAUGGAGAAAGACUCGCAGAUCAAGGGCAUCAUCAACAGGUUGAUGGCGGUUGAGGAUGAGCUGAGAGGAAGUGGAAUGCCUGACCUCAAAACCAGAUUAUUCACAGAACAGCCGAUUUAUGGUGCCCACUCUGGAACAUGAUUGGCUCGUGCAGGACUAGAGGACAUGUGAUUGGUUGAACCUCAACCCAGGAAUGUCUGAUGAUUGGCUGAGAGAGAAGAGAGAGGCGGAGCCUGAGCAGGACGACCGACUCUACAACUCUACAAACUCUCUGUCUUUCUCUCUCUCUCUCUCUCUCUCUCUCUCUCUCUCUCUCUCUCACAAACACAUGUUGAGAGUAUAUAUGUAUAUAACUGAUAUAUAAAUAUAUAUUUCUCAGAUGUGUCUCUCUCUCCUGCUGUCUUUGUCUUUUUUGAGCCAAAUGGACGACAAUCAGCAUCUCGAGGCCGAAACAAUCACACCGAUAGCACAAAGAAAAUCAACGCAGACGGAGAGAGAGAGACACAUUCGUUUAUGAAGUUCUCAUUCUCUUCCCAUCAUCCCCUGCCUCUCUCUCUCUCUCUUUACCGCAGGAGUGUGUUUGUGUACGUAUGUAUGUGUGUGUGUGUGUGUGUGUGUUUUUGAUCAGUUGCAGCCUCAACUUCCUAAUAAUGACUCAAUAACGAAUCUUGUUUUUUUCAAAUGAUGUUUUGAGGGGCUUGAUUCUUUCUGAGCCAAUCAGACGCUGUCGUGCCGCUCAGAAUCCCGCCCCUUCCUGUCCUGAGCGGGGGGCGGGCUCUCCUCUCCGUGCCUAAAGAGCUCCACUGAGAACAACAGGGCAAAAAAAGACUUGACGAGUGAGUCGGACACUCGGUUUAUCUCAUGCUCAUCUCCGAGAGAGACGUGGACGUGACUGGUUGCUUCGCCUCGCCGAGGAAGUGAAGACGAGACGCCGGUCAGUGUGGGAAACGCUCUGGGAUUGAUGUCACGCUUUGAUUCUGGAGAGCGAGCGGACGUGUUCGUUUAGUGCAGGUGUGUGUUUGUGUGAAACACCUGGAUGAAGAGGUUCAGUGAUUUAGACGCAACCAACCAUCUGACUAGAGCUAAACUCCAGUGUUCAUCUCUCGUAAUGAUCAGCCGCACACUAAAGCACUCGCUCUUCACGCCCCGGUGAGCCGCCCCUCACGCCACUCAAACUUCACAAGCGCUUCAGCGUUUUUGUUUGAUCAAAUCUUUCGUCAGAUACACAGAAACUCAAAGGUCUUCACUGCAACCUGUCAAAAUAAAAGUUCGGUUUAACUUGAAGAAACUGUGACAGAAAUAUAUUGCUGUUGUACAUUAGAAUGAACUUCUCAAAGUAAUAAUAAUAAUAUAAAUAAUAAAAAUAUUUUAAGGACUCUUAUCAGACAAUCUUUCUUCCAUGUUUUAGUUUUUAACAGUAAAUCUCUGUUGGGCGGCACUUUGUUAGGAAUUGUUACACUGUUUUAAUUUGAUAAAAAAAUAAUAAUUAAAUUGUUAAUGUUUUAUGACUUAUAAUAAAUCUGUAUUAAAUCAUAAAUUUAAAAAUUAGACAUCUUAAAAAAUAAAACAUUUAAUUAUUACUGUAAAAUAUUAAUAAUUAUAUUGUUAAAAAAGUUGAGUGAAUUCACAUGAUUUGACAUGCUUUUUGAUCAUUAAAAUUUAAUCAAACCAUUAAAAUGGAAAACACAAAAUCUGGGAAAAAUAAAAUAGAAUUUAAGAAGAAUUUUCAUUGGGCCCUAAAAUGUAUUUUUUGUUAAACUUUUAAUAAUUUUUUGUUAAAUUGUACAUUUCAUGAUUUCAAUUAAUUAGACAUGCUUUUUGAUUACUGAUGUUUAAUUUUAACAUUAAAACUGGAUCCAAAAAAAAUGAAAACAGAAAAAAAAAAAUUGUAUAAGUUUCAUGAUUUUAAUUAACUUUACAUGCUUUUUUGUUACUAAAAUUUAUUUAAACAUUAAAACAGAACCUAAAAAUAUUUAAAUGAAAGAGAGUAUUUGAGGGGGAAAAAAGAAAUUUAGGCCCUAAAAAGGUAAUUUUGUUAAACUUGUUUAAAAAAUUGUUAAAUUGUAUGUUUCAUGAUUUCAAUAAAUUAGACAUGCUUUUUGAUUACUAAUGUUUAAUUUUAAAAUUAAGAUUGGAUCCAGAAAAAUUAAAACAGAUAAAAAAAUGGAAUU